Neoarius graeffei (lesser salmon catfish) is the source of this 1616-nucleotide messenger RNA. RefSeq lists its product as uncharacterized. NCBI's taxonomy places the organism in Eukaryota, Metazoa, Chordata, Actinopteri, Siluriformes, Ariidae. Bases 134 to 1585 code for a protein of 483 amino acids. The transcript is spliced from 2 exons. The record is from RefSeq and is a predicted model, not a curated record.
ACGUUAGUUUGCCAACCGCCAUAAAACCUAAAGAAGAAGAAGAAGCUUGUAAACAGACGCCACAUUUCCGCCGUCUAACCGAUACUGAUUUUCGUUGUUUUUCGCCCAAAUCUUCAAAUAUUACUGUGCCACAAUGCCGGAGAAUUGUAUGGCAUAUAAAUGCCACAACAGGAGAGGUCAGAAACCGGGAAGAAAGUUUCAUAGGCUGCCACGGGACCCUGACAGGCGCGCAAAAUGGAUUGCUGCUAUCAGCCAGGCCGAUCCAAACAACAAGAACAAGGCAUGGGUACCGACUGGAACGAACGAUCACUGGCGCCUGUGCAGUGACCAUUUCAUCUCAGGGAAGAAAAGUGAUAACCCCCGGUCACCUGAUUAUGUGCCGAGCGUUUUCACACACACACAGUCGUCUGCAAAACAAAAAAACGCAAAAGCAUUGCAGAAGUCUGAAAAGCGACAAAACCUGAAGAAAAGGAAACGUGGAAGUAGAAAACAAGUUACAGCAGAAUGUGCAGUGCUUGGCCUUCGAAACACUGAUGUAACCACUCCUUCUGAAUGCUCCACGGAUUAUCUUGAAGAUGAAGGAAGUGCAGAAGCUUUAGAUGAAAAUGAAACGUUGUCCUUUGAGCGCCAAUGCAGAAUCCUGAGGAAGGAAAAUCGUACUUUGAAGGGACAACUGAAAAAAUACUCUCUUUGUCAGGAGUCUUUUUCAGAGGACAAUGACAAAGUGGAACAAUUUACAGGUCUUCCAACAUAUGGGAUUAUGAUGGCGACGUUCCAGUUUAUACGGCCUUAUUUAAAUUUAAACAGGAAGUUUUCACCUUUCCGGCAGUUCCUGCUGACAUGUAUGCAUCUUCGACUGAACUUAAACUUACAGUUUUUAGCCUACUUAUUUUCCAUUUCUUUGGAAACUGCAUCCAGAGUAUUUAGUAACACGUGUGAUGUUAUGUUCUGUCGCCUCGUUCCGGCGCUGGUGAUCUGGCCAGAUAGGAAACAUUUACGGCAAAGUCUGCCAGUUUCAUUUCAACAAAACUUUGAGAAAUGUUGCUGUAUAAUUGACUGUUUUGAAAUAUUUCAGGAAAAACCGAGUGAUGUGGAAACACCGAGAAAAACCUGUUUGCAGAAUAAAAGCCACAACUCUUCAAAAUAUCUGAUAGGUAUUGCCCCACAAGGCGCGGUUUGUUUCGUUUCUCAGGGGUGGGAUGGUCACUGCAGCGACAAACACAUAACAGAACAUUGCGGAUUUCUGGAUGAACUUUUGCCAGGGGAUCUGAUCCUAGCAGACAGAGGGUUUGAUGGAGGUGACGCUGCUGGAUUGCCUUCUGCAAAUGUAAACAUUUCUGCGUUUACUCGGGGAACGUCUCAAAUGAGCGCGUUGGAUGUGGAGGGCACAAGGGCGCUCGCGUCAGCCAGAAUCCAUGUUGAGAGGGUUAUUGGAAUGGUUCGUCAGAAAUACACAAUACUGAGCAAUACUGUGCCCAUAUCUCCUGUACAUUCAAAAGAUAAUGGAAUAACAUCUUUGGACAAAAUAGUACCUAUCUGCUGUGCAUUGACGAACCUGUCUGACCCCAUGAUUCUUUUUGAGUGAAAAAUAAAGUGAAUUUUGUCCUUAUUUGAAA